UUUGGGCUUGAGAUACAUGAAAAAUCUCAUCCAUAUAAGGAAUACAGACAAAACGAUUAACCAAAUAAAAGGACAUAAGGGCCGUUAGGAUCCACAAUCUCACAAGGUUUAUAUCUGUUUCAACCCCAUAUAUAGCUCUUACCAGACGUCCCUUUUUUAUGGUCAUAUUUAAGAUUAUACUAGAGAAUAAUAUACAAAAAAGAAUUAAAUUAGUAAAGAAAUCAUGUAUUUUGACUGAUAACGAAAAGAACGUCUGUUACGAAAAUUCCAAGUCAUUUGUUUGCAGUUAGACGGAUUACAAUAACAAAUUUGAGGAAGUAGGCAUAGAGACAGCGUUCGAAAAGGGGUUUAUCCUUCCUUUUAUUGAAUAGGAUCAUUGUUAAAGUCCGUUUUUGAAAGAUACUUAAGGGUGAUUUUUGCAUUUUGAUAUUAUUGUGCGCAUUAAAUGUAUGUUAAAUUGAGCUCGUGUUCACGCGUGAAUGAUCAGUUUAGAAGAUUUAAGUAAGUGAAGUUCUAAUCCAUUGAAUAUUCUAUUGGUUUCUGCAUUUAGUUAUUCGUAUAUGAGAGCAAAAUGCUAUACUUUGAAGACGCCAGGUACACUAAUAUUCUUCCCGUACAAAUUCACUUGCAUUCAUUCUCUUGUAUCUUUGAUCAUUCAUAAUUCGCUUGAUUCAAGUAAAAAGGUAUUGGAUCUUUCGGUUUACCAAGAAUUUCAGUAUGUUCCUAUUAUUCUCGUCGUAAUUUGUGAUUCAAAUGAGAGAAGAGAGAAAAAAGAAAUAAAAUGUUUAUAAAAAAAUCCAUACUUGAUGCAGCUUACCAAGUUGAUUCUUCUACCGGGUAGGAAAAUUAUGGAUGAUACAUUUACAAGAUAUAAGAAACCAAGUCAUAUGAAAGGCAUUAAAUGCCUUUCAACAACCCACAUAGAAUUGAGUUUUCUAGUAUUUGUCGAGUUUAUCAUCUAGAUUAGUAUGGCAUUUCACAAUGAAUAGUUAUUGAGACACGAGUAGUGCUUGAUAAAAAAGUUCUCUUCAGAAGCUUCGAUUAAACAAAAACGAACAAUUAGUUUUAUAGAAGAUAUAUCCCAUGGUUUACAGAAACCUUAAGAUAUGACAUCUGGCACUAUGUUUACGCGUUAUCAAGCUGAAGAAACUAAUUGCUAGUAAAUAUUCUGCUCAAUUUAUAGCACUUUCACAACUUAAGAUUUAGAAUCAGUUAAUGCAACUCAAUAUCCUUGGUUGCUUAUCCAUCAAAGAUGUCAGCUAACGUCAACGAAAACAGUAUUGUAUUCAAUACAAAAGAAGAAGAAAUAGUAUAGAGUUUACGAAGAACUCCAUAAAUAAAAAUAAUUGUGCGUGCUUGACUUUCACCUGGUUCUUAAACCUACCUACCACAAAAAACUCAAUGGAUACCUUUUACCUAAUUUAUUUUCUAAGUCACUUUAUUGCUGCGAUCUUUGUCGACCUUCCAAUCUCUGAAUGGGUGCAAGACAAAUAUCCUUCGCUUUCAGCUGUUAGACGCUUUUAUUUGGACAAGUACGAUGAUCCAAUUUUGAAAAGCCAUGCCCCAUGGCAAAAUGGCUUAUUUGUUUCUGAAGCAUUCAUUCAGCUGCCAUAUUUUUUAUGGGUCUCUUAUAGCAUUUGGAAAGACACAGAAAGUCCUUCAUUAUGGCUCUCAAUGUUGAUCUACGGAAUUCAUGCCGCCACGACAACAUGGAUCUGUAUUUUUGAACUAUAUGCUCAACAAAAAUGGAUCUUAAUUUCUUUUUACUUUCCUUAUUUGGUGAUUCCUUUGUUAAUGGCGGUUCAUAUGUGCAAGCGACUUAUAAGAGCGUGCACCCUUACGGCAUACCAGUCCUCUACCACCUCUUUAACUACUCAAAAAAAGAAUUUGUAAGAACAUUUCUCGUAGAAAAUGAAUCAAUUAUCUUCUGAAGAAAUACGUCGAACUAUUUUAUCCACACCAAUCCUUUUAAAUCGCGUACAAAAUGAAUUCCCACAACUAGCAGAAGUUUUAGAAGAUCCUGACCGAUUUGCAUCUACUUGGCAAACAUUAAAUCUUUCGCAACUUCUAUCAGCACCGCAGUCAUCCGGUUCUGUUCCUUUUUCUGCGCCUACCGUUCCUGAUGACCAAUUAUUUGAUGUAGAAGUUCAAAGAAAAAUUGAAGAGCAAAUUCGUCAAUCUAACAUAGCGGAAAAUAUGCAAAGUGCCAUCGAAAAUCACCCAGAGGUUUUUGGACAAGUGUACAUGCUUUUCGUCAAUGUCGAAAUUAAUGGACAUAAAGUAAAGGCAUUUGUAGACUCAGGAGCUCAAGCUACAAUUUUGUCUGCCGACUGUGCUUCACGCUGUGGUUUGACUCGAUUAUUGGAUACCAGAUUUUCAGGUGUCGCAAAGGGCGUGGGUAUGGCAAAAAUUUUAGGCUCUGUACAUAGUGCUCCUUUGAAAAUCGGGAACCUAUAUCUUCCUUGUCGGUUUACCGUUAUUGAGGGUCGUGACGUUGAUAUGCUCCUUGGUUUAGACAUGCUACGCAGAUAUCAAGCAUGCAUCGAUUUAGAAAACAAUGUUCUUCGUAUCCAUGGACAAGAGGUUCCAUUCUUAGGGGAAUCUGAAAUUCCGAAAAUGCACGCUACUUCUCAAACAUCCGGAGCCGAUGGUAUUCCUUCAGGCGUUUCCGCGUCUAAUACAUCUGGUGGAAUGCGUUUGGGUACGAAUGAUGAUAGCAAGUCAUCUUCAAGUAUUCCUGCGACUUCAAGUACCCCUAGCCUUAAUGUAACGGGUGAUCCUACUGUUGAAUCGAAGAUUGGACAGCUUAUCAGUAUGGGCUUUGAUCCUUUAGAAGCGGCACAAGCAUUAGAUGCGGCCAAUGGAGACGUGGAUGUUGCUGCAUCUUUUCUUCUAUAAUGGCUUAAUUGAUGACUGAUAGAACAUUUAGACGCAUGCUCUUCUAGGGAUUACCUUGUUAUUUAUUUUUUUCAAUUUUAGAAAAAUAUAUAUAUUAUGAUUUGUAAAUGAAUUUCUCUUUUACUAAUUUCUAGAUUAUCC
Messenger RNA from Schizosaccharomyces octosporus yFS286, 3039 nucleotides. Its product is annotated as UBA domain-containing protein Mud1. Lineage: Eukaryota; Fungi; Ascomycota; Schizosaccharomycetes; Schizosaccharomycetales; Schizosaccharomycetaceae. The transcript is spliced from 2 exons. Gene Ontology annotation, biological process: proteolysis. Gene Ontology annotation, molecular function: aspartic-type endopeptidase activity; protein binding. The coding region runs from base 1912 to 2898 and encodes 328 amino acids. The record is from RefSeq and is a predicted model, not a curated record.